This is a messenger RNA of Schistosoma mattheei, 528 nucleotides long. NCBI's taxonomy places the organism in Eukaryota, Metazoa, Platyhelminthes, Trematoda, Strigeidida, Schistosomatidae. The record is from the annotation of a GenBank genome assembly.
CGGCUCUGACGGAUAAUGAGUGGACGCGGUAAAGGUGGAAAGUCUCGUGCUAAGGCGAAAACACGAUCAGCCCGUGCUGGUCUGCAGUUCCCAGUUGGUCGUGUCCAUCGCCUCCUUCGCAAGGGUAACUACGCAGAACGUGUCGGGGCUGGUGCCCCUGUUUAUUUGGCAGCUGUUCUCGAGUACCUGGCGGCCGAAGUUCUUGAGUUGGCUGGCAAUGCCGCUCGUGACAACAAGAAGACCCGUAUUAUCCCUCGCCACUUACAACUGGCCAUCCGCAACGACGAAGAGUUGAACAAACUCCUCGGUGGCGUAACCAUCGCCCAAGGUGGUGUCCUGCCUAACAUCCAAGCAGUGUUGCUGCCCAAGAAGACCGACAAGGUGAAGCCUUAAGUGCUUCGACCAUGUGACUGGAGAGCUAGAGAACGUGAAACCGGCCCUUUUCAGGGCCACCACAACUUGGUUCGACUUGCUUUCUAUUUACUAUUUGGGUUGCCUUGGGUACCUGUUUGGAGAGUAGGGUAGGGA